UUCUUUUUCUCAUAUUUUCUUUGGAUUAAUGAAUGCUUGAAUAUUCGAUAUAUUUAUAUUUCUUAGUGAUGAAGAUUCCCCCACUCUACUACUUUUGAUCUCGUUUAUCUUAUCGUUGUUUCUGAACAAGAAGGAGAAGGUAGUUUCAGAAGCACAAGAUCAUCAAAACAAUGGUAGAGACAAACCAAUCUCAGCCAGUUGUACCACCACCAGUGGUUCCGCCACCAUCGUCACUGUCAGCACCGAGAGCUUCAACUUUUCCUCCACAGGAACAGCUUCAUCAACUCGACUUCUGCAUCCACUCCAAUCCUUCAUGGCCUGAAUCAUUUCUCCUGGCUUUCCAACACUACAUCGUGAUGCUUGGAACAACUGUCAUGAUUGCUUCUUUCCUUGUACCUCAAAUGGGCGGUAGUCAUGGUGAUAAAGCCCAUGUGAUUCAGACUUUGUUGUUUAUGGGAGGAGUAAAUACACUUCUUCAGACAUUUCUUGGGACAAGACUUCCUACAGUGAUGGGUGCAUCUUAUUCUUUUGUCAUACCAGUGAUGUCGAUCAUCAAUGAUUUCAACGAUAGUACCUUCCAGAAUGAGCAUGAGAGAUUCACUCAUACCAUGAGAACUAUUCAAGGAUCUCUGAUAAUCUCUUCAUUUUUCAACAUCUUGAUUGGGUAUAGUAAGGCAUGGGGAAAUUUCACAAGGUUCUUCAGUCCUGUUGUUGUUGUUCCAGUGGUCUGUGUGGUGGGUCUUGGUCUGUUUGAGAGGGGCUUCCCACAGGUUGGACACUGUAUGGAGAUUGGUCUGCCAAUGCUAAUUCUACUGGUCAUCUGCCAACAAUAUUUGAAACGCAUCAACAAGAGUGCACAUGCUGUAUUUGAGAGGUUUGCCUUGCUUUUCUGUAUCGCAAUAGUAUGGGCUUUUGCUGCUAUACUCACUGUAAGUGGUGCUUAUACUGAUGUCCGGGAGCAGACUAAGAUUAAUUGCCGCACUGAUCGUUCAUAUCUAAUAUCAUCAGCUCCCUGGAUUAGAAUUCCAUAUCCUUUUCAGUGGGGUGCACCCAUCUUUCGAGCAAGCCAUGUCUUUGGCAUGAUGGGGGCAGCUUUUGUUUCAUCAUCUGAGUCAACUGGAACAUAUUUUGCAGCUGCACGGCUUGCGGGUGCUACUCCUCCUCCUGCACACGUACUUAGUCGAAGCAUUGGUCUGCAGGGUAUUGGCAUGCUGCUUGAUGGGAUAUUUGGAGCUGCUGUUGGUACUACUGCAUCUGUUGAAAAUGUUGGCCUUCUUGGACUGACCCAUGUGGGAAGCCGAAGAGUGGUGCAGAUAUCAACUGCUUUCAUGAUCUUCUUCUCUAUAUUUGGGAAGUUUGGAGCUUUCUUUGCAUCGAUACCUUUCCCUAUAUUUUCUGCCAUAUAUUGUGUUCUAUUUGGACUAAUUGCUGCUGUUGGGAUAUCCUUUAUUCAGUUUACAAACAAUAAUUCAAUGAGAAACCUCUACAUAUUGGGCCUCUCUCUGUUCCUGGGAAUUUCCAUUCCUCGAUAUUUUAUUGAAUACUCUUCUUCGGCAGGCCAUGGACCAGUUAAAACAAGUGGUGGAUGGUUCAAUGACAUAUGGAAUUCAAUAUUCACGUCAGCUCCAACCGUGGCCAUGUUAGUCGGAACGCUGCUUGAUAACACGCUAGAUGCCAUGCGCACAGCAGAUGACAGAGGACUGCCUUGGUGGGUACCCUUCCAGAUGAGGAAAGGAGAUAUGAGAAAUGAAGAAUUUUACAAUCUUCCGCUGAGGAUACAUGAAUUUGUUCCCACCAGAUUCCUGUGAAUAUUUCCAGAUGUUCUCUUGUUAUUUCUUUUUGAAUUUUGAUAACAAAGAAAGUAACAUCCUUGUCUCUUAGAUGCAAUUCUCUUGUCUUUUCCUCUAC
Nelumbo nucifera (sacred lotus) is the source of this 1908-nucleotide messenger RNA. RefSeq names its product Xanthine/uracil permease family protein (gene PDE135). Gene Ontology annotation, biological process: transmembrane transport. Gene Ontology annotation, molecular function: transmembrane transporter activity. Gene Ontology annotation, cellular component: membrane. NCBI's taxonomy places the organism in Eukaryota, Viridiplantae, Streptophyta, Magnoliopsida, Proteales, Nelumbonaceae. The record is from RefSeq and is a predicted model, not a curated record.